Messenger RNA from Ricinus communis (castor bean), 1708 nucleotides. Its product is annotated as LOB domain-containing protein 16. Gene Ontology annotation, biological process: positive regulation of DNA-templated transcription; hormone-mediated signaling pathway. Bases 919 to 1557 code for a protein of 212 amino acids. Gene Ontology annotation, cellular component: nucleus. NCBI's taxonomy places the organism in Eukaryota, Viridiplantae, Streptophyta, Magnoliopsida, Malpighiales, Euphorbiaceae. The record is from RefSeq and is a predicted model, not a curated record. The transcript is spliced from 2 exons.
UAUUAUCUUGUGUACUAAUUUAUUAAAUAUUUUUAUAUUAUAAUUUUUAUAGUAAUAAUAAUUUAUACGCAUAACUUGCAUAAUAAACAAAAUUAUAUAUAUAAUUUUAUAAUGUUAAUUAUCUUCUCAAAUUAUAUUUUUGCUAAUAUCUCAAAUUCGACAUCCCCAACUCUCCAUGAACUAAGAAAAAUAAUUAGUUUACACACAUCUUCAGCUCAAAAUACACUUUAGAAUAAACUCAAAGUGAAAGAAAAAAAUAUUUUAAAAAAAAAAGUCAAGUUAAUUUGAAAAUAACGCUGAAUUAGUAGAGUGGUUGUCGGUAGAAAUAACCGGCAGGUGGCUGCCUAAAAGCCCACAAAGCGACAAAAAGCCCCAGUUCCCAGGUGCGGCGUUCGGCGGAAAAAAGAAAAGGAAAUUGCUAUUGAAAAACCAUCCUGAAGCAAUCAAACCUGAAAGCAAGAGGAACUUAUUAUUAAAAGAAAGAAAACACACACAGACACUAAGCUAAACCCAUUAUUCAAAACAUUAAUAAAAAUUUAAUACAAAAGAAUGGUCUAUUACCAUUAAAAAGAAAAAAAAGAACCCUCAGAGUCAUAUUGCAUCAACCAUUACUUAGUGUUCCCUUAGAACCCUACAUGAAGACCUUCCAUGUCCCCCAUUCACUUCCCUUAUAAGGUCCCCUCCCUUUAAUGUCCCUUAAUCUCCAGAUAUUAGCCACAUCCCCUCUCGUAUAGCCUCAUUUUUCUUUGCACCAUUACCUAGUGUGCUCGUGUGCCUUAAUUAAAAUUUCAAGAUUCUCUCUCUCUCUCUCUCUCUAUAUAUAUAUAUACAUACCUCUCUCUUUCUUUCUUUAUUUCCUUUGUUUCUUUAAGUUCCUUUGUUUCCUUUCCUUGUUUCUUCAUCUUUUGGUGCUUUCACAUGGCAUCAUCAGGAAGCGGAACUGGCUCUCCUUGUGGAGCAUGCAAGUUUCUCCGCAGAAAAUGCGCUUCGGACUGUAUUUUCGCCCCCUAUUUCUGCUCGGAACAAGGGCCUGCAAGAUUUGCCGCCAUUCACAAGGUUUUUGGUGCUAGUAACGUGUCUAAGUUGUUGUUGCAUGUACCUGUUGCUGAUCGUUGCGAAGCUGUUGUUACAAUUGCCUAUGAAGCUCAAGCUAGGAUUAGAGACCCUGUUUAUGGGUGUGUUGCUCAUAUUUUUUCUUUGCAACAGCAGGUGGCAUGCUUACAAGCUCAACUGAUGCAAGUGAAGGCUCAACUGGCACAAAGCAUGGUGGAUUCAUCGCGCAAUAUGGAGAACCAAUGGCAAGGAAAUAAUAUUUGUGGAAUGCCGUCAUCAUCAAUUGCAAUUUCUAAUAAUUAUGCAGCUAUUUAUACGAAUCCAAUCUCCCCACAGAGCUCACUCGAAUCAGUUGAGCAUAACUUUGAUGGGGUUAUUAGCAUGCAAGAUAUUCAAAGCAGCAGAGAAGAUUUUGCAUACCAAUCUAGUGCCAAGAAAAGACCAUACAAUAGUAGUGAGUGGGGUGAGCUUCAAGAACUUGCGCUUAGGAUGAUGAGAAACUAAUAAUAAUUAUAACUACAAAUUCUUGAUGUUCCAUGCUUCUUUGUUUGUGCUUCCAAAUGAACUUUUGUAUAUAAUUUUGGGAACCAUCGGAGGAACUGAAAAAGUAAGUUUUGAUGAGCCUAAAUACAAGCAAUUUUUCUUUCUUUUUCCC